AGCAAACAAUUCAAUCUCAUAUUCAGGCUUAGAUUUGAGGUAAAAAACCAUUUGGAACCGGAUAAAGUCCGGAUAAGAGAUCCCAACACCCAAAACUUAACCAACUCCUCACCCUUUGAGGCUUAGGCCACUCAAAUCCCCACAAUUCAAUCUAAAAUCAAAACCAAAUUGGGACCUGACCGGGUCAAGAUCGAACUGGAUCAAGACCGGACUGUAUCCAAUCCAAUCUUUGGUCCUGAUAUUUCCGAAAAGACCGGACCAGGACCGGAUCAAUUCGGGCCAAUUUAACCGGACCGAACCGUGUAGCCACCCCUAGGUUUGACUAUAUAGUUAGUUGAGUUGUAACCAACAUGAAAAAACAAGAGUCAAGCUGUAAUUCUCUAACUUUCCCAAAUUCUUCAAUUCAUUUGACGGUUUACUUUCUUGUAUACAAACUGAUUGUUGUUCUUGAUUCAUCAGAACUCCAGAAUAUAGUAUAUGCACGUAUUGUUGUGACUUCACCGUAUGGAAUGAACCAUAUACUUCACCGAUGGAAAUAUACAUGCCAUAACAAGUGAGACAAGUAGGUAGCUGAACUGCCCACAGUUAUUGCUAGUUUGGUUUACAUUGCGUGAAAACUUCAUAGACUUUUUUCCUCUACUGGUCACUUUAUGUAUUCUUCUUUUGUAUUGAAAUUUGAACGCGACUGAAACAUAGACGAGAUUUGUUAUCAGACAAAUAAUGAAAGCAAUAAAUAUUUGCAUCUACCGGGCACAUGCUUUUCUGCUGUGGAAGUUCAUGCCAUGUUCAUAUAUGCAUGCUAUCAAAGGGUAGUAUUAUCUGUAGAUGCCCAGUUGCAAUUUUGGUUCCAUUAAUAGCUAGCCUCUGCCAUUUUAAAUUAGCAAUUAGAACAUUUCGUUCACGAGUUUAGAUUCUUUUUUUAUGAAGGAGAACCCUUAUUUGCGGUCGGUGCUGACAGUGAAUUCGUGGGCAGGUCAAAAUUCAGCAUUAGAGCACACGACGGAACGAAUCACUGCCUUCGUCACCAGGAUUCAAUCACUAGCUUCUCGAAUUAUCGUGUGUCGUUUUCACCAGCUAGGCUAGUAAUUGUUUGCAAUGAAAUGAAUCUAUCAAUAAUUCACAGACUUUUGAGGACUGUAGGCAUUGCAACUUUGCAAAGUCAUAAUGACUUGAACAACGAAUUCGAAAAGGCUGAAAGUGAUACCACAAGGAAUUGAAUGGCGUGAUCGAUAAUGUCACAUACUUUGUCUAGCUAACUAAAAAUGUUUGUGUGUGUAAUUUAAAGAUGAAAAGUGAUGAGCACCAAGUACACCACCAUAACUCCAUAACCAAUACAGUAUAACCUAUGUACAGGCUAUACAGUAGUCUCCCUCCCUUCUCUACUCUAUUAUAUGCCGAGCUACACGAGCGACAGUCGAUUGGGGGCAGUUCUGAACGAGAUUUGUCAUUAUUGUGGUGCCCAUCCGGGGUUUAGUGUGUGGUUUGUAGGUCGGGAGAACAAUAGGGUAACUCAUUUGGUAGCUAGAAAAGCCCUCUCUUUGUACCCGAAUGUGAAUCGCUCGUUUGAUUUCAGGGCCUGACUGCUUUCCAGGAUGUAACUAUCUUUUGUUUGGAUUAAUAUAUGAUAUCUUUUGACAAAAAAAAAAAAAAAAAGGUAGCCAGGCUGACUUCAGAAUAGUUAUAAUAAUCUAACAAACGAAAGACGAGAUAGAACAGAUUAAAAAUGGCGCGCGACGACACAAGAUUAAACAAGACAAAGAUAAUAAAAUCCGCGUACCUUACCACAAAUUACUCGCGCGCGACUUUGAGUAAUGAUACCACGCAAAAACCCAACGAAUCGAAAUAGAUCGCUAGGCUCCGAGUAACGAUACCACACAAAAACACAACGAAUCGAAAUAGAUCGCUAGCCUCGCGUAGAUCAGGUCGAAAUCGUCAUCGCGCUAAUCACUCUGCCAAUUGCCAUCUUACCAAGUUAAAGAAGGCCGAAGCUCAGCGACUCCAACGCGGAUUCAUCAAUUCACACAAUUGACCGGACCGGUGGGGAGGUAGCUACUAGCUAGUAGUAGACUACUAGUAUAGCCUAGUAGCUAGGGGGUUAAUUAAUUUUGACAAUCUUAGUUUAUAAUUAUUAAUUGAUUAAAAAAAAAUCUACCGAGAUUUCCAAUAGUACUGAAUGAAUGUGGCGAACAGUUGGUAGUUGAGGGACUUCAAUGCUCUCUCGUCGCUCGCUCAAAUCAAAACCACGUACGCUAGCUUUUGGGUUAUAAAAAGACCCCAUUCUCAUCAGACUUUCCCAAUCCAUUUUCAAAACAUCCAUUUCCCAAAAAAAACAGAAAGGCGAGAAUAUGGGGAAGGGGAGUGGGAAGAGGAUUGCUGCAGUGUUGUGUUUGGUUUGCUUUCAGGUUCUGGUGGGGAGUGUUUUGGCGAGGGAUUUUGUGGGGAAGUAUGAGGAGGAGAAGAAGGGGUUCCGUAGGGGCGGAGGGCUCGGCGGCGGGUUCGGCGGCGGGGGCGGGUUUGGUGGAGGCGGUGGUGGCGGGCUGGGAGGCGGGGGUGGAGCGGGUGCAGGUGGCGGGUUUGGUGGAGGUGCUGGUGGAGGCGGAGGGUUAGGCGGCGGCGGCGGGUUAGGAGGCGGCGGUGGUUUAGGUGGUGGGAUUGGUAAGGGCGGGGGAAUCGGCGGUGGGAUCGGAAAAGGUGGAGGGCUUGGCGGCGGAGCAGGUGGAGGGAUCGGAAAAGGUGGAGGUCUAGGUGGCGGAAUAGGUAAAGGAGGUGGGCUUGGGGGCGGUGCCGGCGGUGGGAAGGGCGGAGGACUUGGCGGUGGAGCAGGUGGCGGCUUUGGCAAGGGCGGAGGACUUGGUGGUGGAGCCGGCGGAGGUGCUGGUGGCGGGUUUGGCAAGGGAGGAGGACUCGGCGGUGGUGCUGGUGGUGGAGCCGGCGGAGGUGCUGGAGGUGGUUUUGGCAAGGGUGGUGGGAUUGGCGGUGGAGCCGGAGGAGGAGCAGGAGGUGGGUUUGGAAAGGGUGGAGGAAUAGGAGGAGGAAUCGGCAAGGGAGGUGGAUUCGGCGGUGGAGCCGGCGGCGGGGCUGGUGGAGGAGCAGGAGGUGGGAUUGGCGGAGGAGGGGGUGCCGGCGGUGGAGGAGGGUUCGGCGGCGGCUCGGGUGGAGGAAUUGGGGGAGGAUUCGGGAAAGGCGGUGGGAUCGGUGGAGGAGUGGGCGGCGGGAGUGGAGGUGGAGGUGGGUUUGGAGGAGGCGGUGGAGUUGGGGGUGGAUUCGGUGGUGGCGGCGGGGCCGGAGGCGGGUGGGGCGGCGGCGGACAUUAGUAAACGGCGGUGAUCACGUUUCCCUCUCCUGUCGUGCAUGCAUGCAUGCACGCAUUUGAUAAGAGGAGCUCAUGAGGAGAUCCAAUCCAAUGAGGAACUGAACAAAAAGGGAUUUACAGUCGUUAAUUAAUAAUUAUUCCAAUUUCGCAAUUCAUGUGUUUCUUUCUUUUAUUUUAUCACCUGUAUUGUAAGAGACUAAGAGUUAUUGUAAUUCGACUAAAAAUGUUUUAUAUUAUAAAUUAUAAUCUCCUCAUUGUUUUUUAUUUGAAGAAGUAAUCAAUAUCACACCUACUUUUUGCACACCACAACUACCAUGCCACAUGCAUUGUCGACUUGUCGUCAUGGAUAUAUAUAUAAAAUUAAAACUUUUAUUCGGAUAUAGUGAAUUGCAAAAUAAAAGUUUGGAAAUUAAUGAGCAUAAUAUCAAUAUGGUUAAAAAAAAUGAAGAAAAUUGGUGAGGAAAUUGAAGCAGGAAUGUUGGGCUUUGGAAUGGUAGGUGUGGGGAAUUGUUGGAGAUGGGCCCAAAAGGGGGAGUGCAUUUAAAGCCUGGUCUCUUGUCCAGAACAGACAGAGUGGCCCAUCGUCAUUAUUGUGAUGAAAAUUAAUUCAUGGGUAAGAGAUAGACUGGGCUGUAGUAAUUACUGUUUUAACGAAAAAUAGCAGUCGGUAUUGGGCCUCAGGCCUUUGAUUCGGUAGUUACUAAUUAGUUGCAGGCGAUACGAAGAUUAUCGGUUGACAAAUGUGUGAAUCAGAGAUUCAAGGGACAGUAAAAACAAUUUUUACUGGAGUUUUCCUUUUCCGCUUUAAUUUUGCGAUUGCUAAUGCGUUGCGUUCUCAAACUCGACUCGUUUGCGGUUCUAUUUAUAUGCCUUUAGGUUAUAAAAGGUUGUCAAACUGGAAAUCAUUAAGUAGGUUUCACGAGUAGUUUGAGGUUCAAUGAUUGGAUAGGGUGGGUUCAACUAGUUUAAGUUGGUUUUGAUAGAAUACGUGAGAAAACCUCUGGUACCAAUUAUGUAUAUGUAUCAUGUAUGACAUAUUUUAAAACAAAUUCACUAAUCUACAUUAAUAUAUUACCAAAUAAUUUUUUCGAAAUAUAUAUAUAUAUAUUACCAAAUUAUCUAUCCUCAUUUUCAAACACAAUAAGAUUAGCCGAUUUUA
Messenger RNA from Linum trigynum, 4472 nucleotides. NCBI's taxonomy places the organism in Eukaryota, Viridiplantae, Streptophyta, Magnoliopsida, Malpighiales, Linaceae. The record is from the annotation of a GenBank genome assembly.